Pieris napi is the source of this 3790-nucleotide messenger RNA. RefSeq lists its product as uncharacterized. The transcript has 3 exons. Bases 1514 to 3328 code for a protein of 604 amino acids. The record is from RefSeq and is a predicted model, not a curated record. Lineage: Eukaryota; Metazoa; Arthropoda; Insecta; Lepidoptera; Pieridae.
GGCAAGUUCUUUAGCGUAGCGUUUACUAAAGCAAGUAGCGUUUACAUGUUUCAACUAAAGUACUAUCCUAAAGCACUCUCCUAAACACUAAGAUAAUGUAAAUCGGCCUUUAGACGUCACGCGCUUUCAAGUUCAAGCCCUAAACAAAAACCAUGUUUUUAUUUUUUAAAUAAAUUAUAGUUAAAAAAAUAUAUAUAAAGUACCUUAAAUAAAAUGUUAUUGAGUAAUUAGUAUAUAGGUAACAUGAUUUUAAAAAGCUUUAAGAAGUAAUGUAAAAGUAAACUGUAAAUAAUCAAGAAUUUAUCCAUAAAAUUCUAGGUAGUUGUAAGCUAUAUGGAAAUCUAACUUUUAAGGUGUUUAUUAUUAAUAUCCGGUAAAUGUUAGGCGAAGACAAAAUUUAUUGAUUGAUAUGCCAUAAAAAAGACAUGGUAUUAGUAUUACAUUUUCUCCUAAUAAGUUUCACUGACAAAUAAACAACUAAAUUCACAAUAAAUUAUAUACGUAUAAUAUACGUAUAGAUUAAGAGGUAUUUAUAUUUUAAAGCUGAACUCAAAUUUUAUAAACAUUGUAAACUUUUCUUAAAGACCUGUUUCAUUAUUAGUUUUAUCUAGUAAUAUUCAAACUGUCUCAAUGCGCUGCAUUAUCUUUGGUAUUUUGUGAGUACCUAUUUGAAAGAUCUUGAACGAAUCAAAAAGUCACAUAUGAUUCAUGAAAUAACAUAGAAAAUAUAAAAAAGUCCACGGCCUCAAAAAUGUUGAUAAAGUUUUUAAGUGCGGUAAAAACACUAAGGUUUACGGAUAUUAAACUUUCAAAGUAAGUAUAUACAUACACCAACAUUAAAAUCACAACACAGUAUAAAACGAAAACUGAAUUCUAACACUAAAUACCAAUUUCGAUAAUAUUCGUACUUGGAUAUAUUCGUACACUUUAAAAGUUAUUUAUUCGGUACCUACCUACAUAAUAUCUCAAAGGCAUUGUGGAAGGUCAAAUUUCAAAGGUCGCUGUGACCUUUAUCAUGCAUGCUCGUGAAAUUCGGUAUCAAUAGGUAUCUGGUACGAAAAUCAGCGUACAUACUAAUAUGAUUUAGACAGAUUAGAUUAGUCCUGUUAGGUAUUUUGUUUUGCAAAUUUAUUUUUUACUCAUUACUAAUACCACCAAAGUCCUAGUCUUUUUAACGGUUGCACACUAGAUAUAGAGUAGAGAGAUAGAUCUCAUUGAUGUGACUCACGACGGCAUUUAAGAACGAAAAACAUAGUAAUAAUGAAAGAUCACAGGAAUGUGUUAGUUACCGAAAGUGUAUCCAUCUAGGUCCGAAGUUUUCACGUUAUUAAUAUUGAAAUAUAAAUCAACAGAUAUGCAACACGAUGUAUAUUUUUUUUAGUUCAGUCACUUUAUUAUUCUUGUCUGUACUGGUACAAUUCGUUCGUUCAUAAAAUAAUUGAAAACGCGGCAUUGCCGUGUGCAACCACACAGCUAAUGUUCACAAUAUUGACUGUCAGCCUCGUUUUUAAAAAUGGGAAAAUCCAAAAAGGCUAAAUCAGAACGUAUAAAUGCAUUAAGAAAACAAUAUGAUGCAUUCCUCGAAGAAGAUAGAAAACGCAAAGGUCGUAAUGAUUACAUAAUGGGAUGGCUGGAUAAAUUCCAGACAUCCUCAACAGUUUCGUCAGUACGAUUUCAGGAAUGUGCAACCAGUUGUCAUCAAAUACGACUUCUUCAGCGACCCGAAUAUGACCAAAAAAACCAAAAUAUUUCAUGCUCACCAAAUAUCAAGCAUCCUUUGGCCGAAAACUUUGAAGAGUCUGCAAUACUAAAGGCAGUUAGCCAAAAGUACAUAUUGAUACCUAAAAUUUCGCCAGAACAAUCUAAAUAUUGCAACGAAUACAAAGAAAAAACCAUUUCACCGAUAGAGAAUGACUCUGAUUGGAAACGUAAAUAUAACAUAUUAGAUGAAUUAAAAAAAGAACAAAAAUCUAGUCAUUAUACAGAAUAUAUUGCUAAAGAUGAUACUUACAAUGAUUUACCAACAAAAGACGUGUUGCUUACUAAUCAGAAUUUUUCAUUUGAUUUGAAUAGGGAAAGCGAACCAGUUGAAGAAAUUUUAUGUAAUGAAAAUAUAAAUGAGAUGCCUACUAGUGAAACUCAUUCAAAACAAGAUAUUCAAUAUAAAUUGGAUGAGAAAAAUGGUUUGUGUAAGACAGACACGCUUACAAAUACUAAUGAAUUCAACAUAAAAUGUGUCCCACAAGAAAAAAAAAUAGUGCGUGAUUGUUUAGAAAAAAAUAUCUGUAGUGAAAAAUUUGAUAUGCAAGAAACUCAGGUUGAACCACUAAAAGACCAUGAGAUAAGAAACUCAAAUAGUGAAACCCAAAAAUAUGAUGAAUCUCUAAAGGAUAAUAGCGAUAACAAGUGCAUACCAUUACAUGUAACAAAAGCUGAUUACAAUACCAUGAACAAUGAAUUGAUAUCACAAAACGUAACAGCUCAACCAAUAAUUAAUAAUGUAUCACAAGAUUACAACUCGUCAUCUAUUGACUCUCCAGAAAGAAAAGAAGUCACAGAGUGCAUUAAUUUACCUAUUGAUCACCAAAUAGAAGAAAAUAAGGAUAUACAUCAUGAAAAAAUUAAUAUCGAGGAACAUUCUUCAGAUGUUGGUGAAUUGGGAAUAAUUUCUAAACCUUCACUUGAAAUCGAAGUUAUGACACCUCAAACUAUUGAAAGAAAUGUAGAGGACCAAUCUCAGAUAGAAGAAUUUGAAACAGAACAAAAAGACUUAUUUUAUUCUGAAGACCAAAAUGUUAAUUAUCCUUACAAUGAAGAACAGGUCGCAGGUGAUAUUUACGAAAACAAUGAACAGUAUUCAUAUUAUGAGGCUACUAAAGAAGAUCCAAAUCAAUAUGUUACAAACGUUAAUGAACACGAAGAGUCAACAGAACAGUACGAUCCCCAUUACGAACAACAAUUCAGUACAUAUCAAGACAAUCCAAUACAAACUCAAUAUACUGAAGACUAUGCCCAAAAUGAAGGCGUAGAUUAUCAACAACAGCAAUUCUACGAAAAUUAUGGUCAACAACAAGCAGAUACUCCUUUGGGGACUGAACAGCAAAUUGAUGAAAAUUCGGUAUAUGAAGAAAAUGUAGGAAAUAUAGAGAAUAUUUAUAUUCAAGAUUAUGCACAGGAAGCAAUGUCGAACGAAGUAUUGGAGAAUGCUGUAGAGCGGCAGCUUAAUAUAGAAGACGGUCUGCCUGGUAGUGAUGAAACGGUAGUUGCAAAUAUAAAUGAAAAAUAUGGUUCUCAAGAAAAGCUUAGCACUGAUUUGAAUGUUGCAUAAAAUAAAAGCAAAGUGACUAAGGGUGAUAUUCAGAAACAAUACCUACUUAGCGCGAAUCAUAAAUUUCGUAUAUCAAAAUAUCCAGUACGUUGGCAAACGGGAGUCAAAAUUAGCACCGUCUCUUAAAUUCUCGUUUCAGAAUCCUACCUGUAAACUGAUUUAGGUUUCAAGAUAAAAACAUGUAAAAGCGAAAAAACUAAUCGUUCAUUUUACUGUAAUUUAAUAAGUGCUAUGAGAUCGUUCUAAAGUCAGUCAACAAGAUGACAAUUUUUUGUCCAACCAAUACACCAUUUCAUUUGAUUUGCUCUCGGCAUUUUUUAAAAAUAUUAAAUUAUUAAUUAAAGUAAUUAAUUCUAUACCUACACGUAAACAUUAUUUGUGAUUUUACUGAUUAUGUAGAGUUUUUAAAUUAGAUGUGGUACGUGACAAAUUAUAAGUAAUGUAAUUAUAUAAUUAUUAUAA